Messenger RNA from Sebastes umbrosus (honeycomb rockfish), 3076 nucleotides. RefSeq names its product glycolipid transfer protein domain containing 2 (gene gltpd2). The coding region runs from base 513 to 1439 and encodes 308 amino acids. The transcript has 4 exons. Gene Ontology annotation, cellular component: membrane; cytoplasm; cytosol. Gene Ontology annotation, biological process: ceramide transport; intermembrane lipid transfer. The record is from RefSeq and is a predicted model, not a curated record. Gene Ontology annotation, molecular function: ceramide 1-phosphate binding; ceramide 1-phosphate transfer activity. Lineage: Eukaryota; Metazoa; Chordata; Actinopteri; Perciformes; Sebastidae.
AUAUAGCGCAUAUAUAGAAGAUGAUUCUUGAGGGAAGGGGGUUACUGGCGGACAAGCUGCGUUGGCUCUGCAUUAUCAGCCAGUAGGCUGCACGCUCGGCUGAUCUCUGGACCCUCAGACUGAGCAACGCAACAAGACAGGCAGCUUCAAAAAUCAGUCAGAAACAAAGGCAGGACAGGGGAAAGACGUGAAUCAGAGAAAGAAACAAAACAGCAGGCUGAGUUGUAAGAGUGUGACGAGGGAAAACAGCUGUUGUAAAGCAGAGUUAAACAUUGAUAGAGGCUCUGUGAGGUGUGUAAUGGUUGAGGGAACUUUUUAUUUAAGGUUUUGGGGAGGAGUAUGAAAGAUUUGAGAGGACGGAGGGGGGUCAGAGGCAGAGGUCCGGCAAGGAGUAAUUGUGGUGACAGCCAGUGCAAGUGGACAAGGACUCAUGUGAGACACAGAGGAAUUAAAAUUUAGGGACAAAGAGAGGAAACAGAGAGGGACUGGCAGACCCAAAAGUGGACUUCAGUAUGGGUGUGAAGAGCAAGGCUGCUGCUGCUAUCGUAGUCCUGCUGCUGUUCCUCGGCUCCCUGUGGCUCCAGGGAGGUUUGGAUUACCACUGGGACUCUUGUUUAAAGGGUUAUAAUCAGGUGAAUACGCUUCACCAGCUGUACAACAGCAGCGGGGCCGAUGGGGCCGAGGGCCCACAGGUCAUAGAGGGGUGCCCUGGUCAGACCUUCCAGGUGUCACUGCUGCUCUCCCACCUGCUGGCUGCGCCGGCCUACACCUCCGACGUGCUGCUGCAGCCAUAUCUGUCCAGCUGGGACGAGCUUGUGAGGUUUAUGGAAGCUCUGGGUCCGAUGGUGGGACUGAUAUCUAAAGAGAUAGAAAGCAAGACCUCUAUAAUCCGCCAGUUGGCCCUGUUGUCAGAAGGGGACCCUGAAGCAGAGCUGGGCCCAGAUAUACACUCAAUAAACAGUGUGGGCACAGAGGCUGGGACAAAAAAUAACCAGGAGGCCUCACAGCACACUGGUGCUUACCACUCUGUGCGCUCCAUGAUCUGGGUUGAGCUGAACCGAGGAGUGGUGGACUUCCACCACCAGACGGAAUCUGGAUGCCGGACUCUGCUGCGUCUGCAUCGCGCUCUGCUUUGGCUGAAGCUCUUCCUGGAGAAGCUGGCCGAGACGCCGGUGGCCGGCCGGUUGAGGAGUCCCUCGGAGCUGUGCCGCGAGGCCUACCAGAGCACCCUGGCAAACCACCACACCUGGUUCGUCCGCAAGGCCGCCGAGCUGGGCUUCAUUGCCAUGCCGGAGCGGGGUUUCUUCUUCAGGUUGGUGUGCGUGCAGAGCCAGGAGGAGCUGAGGAUAGCAUUGAACAGAGUGGUUCAGGCCAUUGGGGAGGUUUAUGACAGGACGCAGAAAGCCCUGGAGGAAAAUAACAUGCUGGACUUGCCAUAGAAAAGGGGGCUAUCAGACUUCACCAUAUUUGCACUGUCCUCAUAGUAUCCUGGGCGUCACACAGAAACGUCUAGCUACACAAGUGGUGUAAAGGACACAUGAAUGGACUUUUUUCGCUAAAAUUCACACGUGCCAUAUUUUCCUUCCCAACCAAAGUGCUGCGUCAACAAUCAACCAAUACUGAAAGUUAGUUUGCUUUCGGCCUGCGGACAUUCCUUAUCAAAUUUUAUGAGAUCAUGUCACCUUAGAGGCAUUAUUAAGCCAGCUGAUAAUGCAUUUAGGCUGGCUUAACACAGACUGUGAAUUAUUUAAGCAGGUGCUCACAAUUCCAUGAAAACCUAAAGCAACCCGUUGCAACUCCUCUGUAACAAAUAGAGCAUUUAUAGCUUAUAAUGUUCUUGAAACUGUGUCACAGUGGAGGGGAUUUUGUAAUGGAUUGCAUCAGAUUGUGCAGUUCAUUUUGUGCCUACCCCCACCUAUAUGUGAUUUUUUUUUUUUUUUUACAUUCAAAAUUCUAUUGAAAAUGAUUUAGUAUGCUACCUCCAAAACUGGCUAGGUCUAGAUGCCUUGAAGCCCUUAAAUCUGGGACCAAUCUAUCCUGAUUAAAGGGGUAUUACACUGAACAAAGGACCAUGUGGUGCUUCACAGCAACUGUGGUGUGAGUGUGGACAAUUAAUUUAUCAGUUUUAUAUUGUAAAUUUUUGUUUAUGUUCAGAAUGAUUAAAUAUCUACAAAAAAAAAGAAGAAUAGAGAAUCCAGAUCCCUAUUUUCUGACGUAGUCUUGUCCAGUAAUGUUAUGUGAUAACGUUGACAUUUAAAUGCCACUGACUGGACUGUGUAAUGUUAUCCACCAUCCAGCAGAGGUUCCGGUGCUCUGCUACAGUCUAAUCUUCACUUUCCUAACAUCAUGUUGGAUAUAAUCUGCUCACUUACCUCAACACAUUUUGUGGAAAUGGACCCAAAUACAAAGAUUUUCACCCAAAUAAUACAUCUUUGUAAGAAAAAUAUUAGAUGUUAUGGCUUAAAAUAAUAUUAGAACAAGUCCUGAUCUGAAGAAUAUCAAAGAGUUGCAGAUUAUUCUGGAUUAUAAUAUAAAGAUUGUGUGUGUGUAACACAGAGAAUAGCAUGUGUAAGUAUCAGUCACCGGUGCUACUCUUGAUCGGACUAUUUUAAACCCACAAAUGCCUCUAAUGCCACGUAAUCCUGGCUCUCUCUCUUUUCCUGGACUGUGCUCUGUCUUUCCGAGGAGGAGACAGUGAAGAAAGGAGAGAUAAGGAUAGAGCCUGAAGCCACGCAGUGAGCAGGAGACAGGAGCUGGUUGAAGGUCAGUGAGCGGAAGUACACUUCGGCUGUAAUCUUGUCAAGCAGUUGGUGGCCGACUAUAGUAAAGUAGCCCCCAAAGGGAAAAAAAAGUCCAACCUAAAACAGAAUUCACACAUUUCUGAGCUUGCGUCGAUCAAUAUUUAUCAUUAUGAACAACUAUCUGUUGUACUAGAAUCCAACCGAGACUUCAAUCUGUGACCUUUGACGUGUGUAGGAGGAUGACAUAUUGCUGGUGGUAUUUCCACUACGUAAUCACUUCCUCUUGAUACUCUUGUGAAAAUAAAGUGCAGAGAUGCUCACUAGUUCACACAUAA